Molecule: messenger RNA, 4900 nt
Organism: Tupaia belangeri chinensis (Chinese tree shrew)
Lineage: Eukaryota; Metazoa; Chordata; Mammalia; Scandentia; Tupaiidae
Gene: UBN1
Product: ubinuclein 1
Exons: 18
Coding region: 392-3781 (1129 amino acids)
Biological process (GO): chromatin organization
Cellular component (GO): nucleus
Source: RefSeq, a predicted model, not a curated record
AGGCCCCCGCGGGCUCGGAGCCCCGGCCAGGGGCCGCAGCAGGGGUCAGCCGCCCGCCCGGAGCCAUGCCUCGGGAGCCCACCGCUAGCCGCGCCGCAGCCCGGGGUCCUGGGCCGGCAUGAAGACCGCCGCCGGGGGACUGCGGCCCGCGUCGGCGCUGGGGACAAAGGUGCGUGUCGUGGUCGGGACCGGGCUCUCACGUGAGCCUGGCUGUAGUUUGACACUUUUCAAGAAGUUGUGACAACAGGAAGACAGAUGCUAAGAGUAGUUUGGACACCUUAAAACUGAAACACUGAUGGGAACUGGCAUCCUGCUACCGAGCACAGCGCCUGGCCAGACUUCAGUAGACCAGAAGCCAUGCAGUGACACCUGCUAAGACUUGUUGGUAGCCAUGUCGGAGCCCCACAGGGUCCAGUUCACCUCUCUCCCAGGUUCUCUGAAUCCUGCAUUUUUGAAGAAGUCUCGGAAAGAGGAGAUUGGGGGAGCAGAACAGCAUCACGACUGUGAGCCGGCUGCAGCAGCUGUUCGGAUUACACUCACCCUCUUUGAACCAGAUCACAAACGCUGCCCAGAGUUCUUCUACCCUGAGCUGGUGAAAAAUAUCCGUGGGAAGGUGAAAGGCUUUCAGUCCGGAGACAAGAAGAAAGAUCUCUCGGAUCCUUUCAAUGAUGAGGAGAAGGAAAGGCAUAAAGUGGAGGCCCUUGCUCGGAAAUUUGAAGAAAAAUAUGGUGGUAAGAAACGUAGAAAAGACCGGAUACAGGACUUGAUUGAUAUGGGGUAUGGUUAUGAUGAAUCCGAUUCUUUCAUCGAUAACUCUGAGGCGUAUGAUGAGCUUGUUCCUGCUUCUUUGACUACAAAGUAUGGAGGAUUUUACAUUAACUCGGGAACUCUGCAGUUUAGACAAGCAUCAGAAUCUGAGGAUGACUUCAUUAAAGAAAAGAAGAAAAAAUCUCCAAAGAAGCGGAAGUUGAAGGAAGGUGGUGAGAAGAUAAAGAAGAAGAAAAAAGAUGACACUUAUGACAAGGAGAAGAAAUCGAAAAAGUCCAAGUUUUCCAAAGCCGGCUUCACAGCACUCAAUGCCAGUAAGGAGAAGAAGAAGAAAAAAUACUCUGGGGCUAUAGAUGUUAAAGAGAUGCUGAAGAAAUUCCAGAAGGAGAAAGAGGCUCAGAAGAAGAGGGAGGAGGAACAUAAGCCUGUUGCAAUCACAUUGGUGGAAGCACAGGGCCUGCGGGAGUUGGAGGGUGCCUCUGACCCCUUGCUCUCCUUCUUCGGCUCCACGUCUGACAAUGACUUGUUCCAGGCGGCCACUGCCAUGAACUCGCUGACUGACUUGGACUUGGAGCAGCUGCUCAGUGAGUCUCCAGAAGGAAGUCCUUUCCGCGAUGUGGAGGAUGGCAGUGACUCCCUCGGGGUGGGAUUGGACCAGGAAUUCAGGCAGCCCUCUUCCCUCCCCGAAGGCCUGCCAGUGCCCCUGGAGAAGCGUGUGAAGGAGCUGGCUCAGGCUGCCAGAGCUGCCGAGGGAGAGAGCAGGCAGAAGUUCUUCACGCAGGACGUUAAUGGCAUCCUGUUAGACAUAGAGGUGCAAACUCGGGAGCUGAGCAGCCAGACCCGUUCUGGGGUCUACGCCUAUCUGGCUUCAUUCCUGCCUUGCAGCAAGGACGCUCUGGUCAAACGGGCUCGAAAACUGCACCUCUAUGAUCAGGGUGGGCGUCUGAAGGAACCUCUCCAGAAGCUCAAGGAAGCCAUUGGCAGGGCAAUGCCAGAGCAGAUGGCGAAGUACCAGGACGAGUGCCAGGCGCACACUCAGGCGAAGGUCGCCAAGAUGCUGGAGGAGGAGAAGGACAAAGAACAGAGAGAACGAAUUUGUUCUGAUGAGGAGGAAGAUGAAGAAAAGGGGGGUCGGAGGAUCAUGGGACCCCGAAAGAAAUUCCAGUGGAACGAUGAGAUCAGGGAGCUGCUGUGCCAAGUGGUGAAGAUCAGGCUGGAGAGCCGUGACCUGGAGAAGAGCACAGCCCGGCCUUGGGAGGAUUGUGUGAAGGCCUUCCUGGAUGCCGAGGUCAAGCCUCUCUGGCCCAAAGGCUGGAUGCAGGCCAGGACUCUGUUUAAGGAGAGCAGACGAGGCCAUGGACACCUGACGUCAAUCCUGGCCAAGAAGAAAGUCAUGGCCCCUUCUAAAAUCAAGGUCAAGGAAUCAUCUGCUAAGUCUGAUAAGAAGGUUCCUGUCCCGGCAGGACAGGCUUUGCCCUCAGAACAUCAGGGAGGAGGCCUGAGCCUUGGGGCUGUGAACAGAGAGCUCCCAUCCCUGGCAUCUGGUGGCCUUGCCAACCCUCCUCCUGUCGACCUGGAGGACUCAUUGGAUGGAGACUUGAUCCGCAAUCCUGCCUCCUCAGUGGAGGCUGUGUCCAAGGAACUGGCUGUAUUGAGUAGCAGAGUGGCUGGGAGCUCUGAAUUCACCUUUCCUGCACCCUCAAAAGUGCCCGCAGAAAAGGCUACAGGUGUGUCGUGUGUGGAAGAAAAGAGGAACGUGGUCAAGCCUGGCCCUGCUGCGCCACCUCCUGGCAACACUCUGCAGUCACCCCUCAGUCUCCUGGCUGAACAGGCACUGGCACUGGGGCAGUCCUCUCAGGAGAAGAAACCAGAGAGUCCUGUCUACAAAGAGCCACCCUGCCAGGCUCCCCUUGGCAAGGGCCUGCAGGACAUACACCAGCCCAAAGCAAAGCACCACGGUUUGCCACGGACGUCUCACGGGCCCCCAGCAGCAGCCACUGGGCCUGCCCCCCAGGUCAGGGUCUUUCAUGCAGGCACUCAGCAGCAGAGGGGUGCCACCCCCCCAGCCCCGUUGGUCAGCAAACCCCAAGGCCCAAAGGUUCCCUCUCCACAGUGCCAUCGUUCCCUCCAGUUGGUGAAGACAGCAGCCAGAAGCCAGGGCUUCCAUCCCACCACGCCGGCCGCCUCAGCAGGCUCACCAGCUUCUGGCAGUGGCUCUCACAAGACCCCAGCCUCAUCCUCCACUGCUCUGAGCCAUCCAGCAAAACAGCACUUAGCCAGCUGCACGGGACCGUCUUACAAGAGCAGUCCCUUCGCUGUCUCCGUCUCUAAACACGGGGUGUCACCUGGAAGCCCCUCUGGAGGCACUGCAGCUCAGACUUCUGCUUCCGGGACCCUGCACCCUGGUGUGCCACCUCCCUCUGCAGGACAGCCUGCCAGCCGACCUGUCCCGAGCACAGCAGUGAAGAAACCGCCAGUCUCCCAGAAGUUGACUCUGGUGGCCCCUCCGGGUGGUCCAAAUGGAGAUUCCAGUGGCGGGACCCAGGGCGUGGCAAAGUUACUGACCUCGUCCCUGAAGCCCACCGCGGUCAGUAGUGUGACAGCGUCUACCUCCUUGCCAAAAGGAGCAAGUGGGGCUGUGCUGCUGACCAGCGCCCCUUCCUUGAACAUGCUCCCCUCCACCUACAAGGCCAGCAGCCCGAAGCUGCCCGGGGCCAUGAACUCAGGCCCGAUGGGGAUCAUCACCUCCGUCCCGAUUCCUCUCCACAUGCUAUCCUUCAGCACAGACUCCUCUGCCAAGGCAGGGGUCUCCAAGGAUGCCAUCGUCACAGGCCCGGCCUCCGGGCCUUUCCACCACGGCCUCAACCACAGUAGUCUUCUGGCUGGCUUGCACCCCAGCCCACCCCACGCAGCGCCUCUCCCACACGCUGCCGUGUCCACCCAUGCCCCGCAGAGUCUGCCAGAUGCUUCUCAGCUUCACGGGAAAGGACCUGGUGUGCCACGGAAGUUGUGACACUUCAGAGGAGAGACUUGGCUAACUCGGGUCUGGGUGGGCGCUGGACGUGCAGGUCUCAGAUCAUGGCGCUCAUUGCACGUUUCCUGCCGCUUGUGUGUCCUGGAGAAGGCAUGAGUUCUAGAGGAAUACUGCUUGACACUUGACGUCCUCCAACCCAGGAGCAGCGCCUGCUGCAGAAGGUACUGACCGACGUGGUGCUCCGGCCUCGAGUUAUCAUUGGACGACCUAGACAGGUGUCUCAGUGGGCAGCCAUUGCUGGCGAGGGAGCUGGCUGUGCUAGGAGCGCAGCGUUUGUGCAGUGUCAUAUGAUCUGCACACCCACAUUUCUGAUCUGUCCACCCCCAGGCAUCCGGUCAGGUGCCUCAGGCAUCCUGCUGGUCAGGGGAUCCUGGGCCCAGUGGGGUCCCUGGCUGUCCCAUCCCCAAGCCAUGUGCUAAAGAAGACAAAACCCAGGCCAAAGCCCCAGCUGCGAGACCUGCCUUGCAUAUUUGCAAAAUACUGAGAUCACCUUCGCAUGUGCUCGCUGUGGAGCCGGUUUCUCCUCUGAACAUGACAGUGCAGCUCUUUUAGAGAAGACCAUUAUGGAUCAAACAGUUGUGAUAGGAUUUUUAAAGACACCUAUUUUGAGCUCAGUUUUCAUCAUCAUUGGAUAGAAUGGACUGUUCUCACACGUCGUAUUAUAGGAAGACAUAAUCCCAGUGCCUUGUGGUGGAGCAGAGUCUGACCCCACGCGUCCAUGCAGCCCUCCGCAUGGGUCUGAGAGGAAGACCUGUUUAGCGAUACCCGUAUUUAAGACACAGCUUAAGACUUUAUUUAAUGGGUUUAUUUGUGGUUGCACAUCAUCUGUGCCGUCCUAACUUGAAGGUCAUCUGGGCCCCCAAACCCCAGUUCCAGGUUAGCCGGGAUGCUGUUUGUUUCCAGGGUCUGUGUAGGUAGACUGCAGAGCCCCAGAGCCCUUCAGCACUCUGAAGGCCGAGUAUAUGCGGGGUCCCAAGUCACAUACAAACAUUCCAGUUUGUCUGAUUCUUAGAAGUUAUCUUAGGCAGAGCUGCAGGAACAGGCCUCUGUGAAGUGUGUGCGUGAAGCGUGGCCUUGGAGUCCUGGGGCUGGGGGGGG